AACCUGGUGUGACCACAGACAGCAGACCAGGGAAAAGUAGAAGGAGUCCACUGCAGACUCUCUACAAUGGAGACCAGCAGCUGGAGCUGCUGGCGGCUCAGAGGUCGCUACAAGGUCGCAGGGAGCUGCUGGAGCAGGCGUGUCUGAGCCACACCAGGAAGCGCCAAGUGCUUUCCCCCGAGGACCUCAAACACCUCAUUGUGGAUGAUAAACACAGCCUCAUCUACUGCUACGUACCCAAGGUAGCCUGCACCAAUUGGAAGCGAGUCCUGAUGGUCCUAACCAGUGACGGCCGCUACACGGACCCCCUCUCCAUCCCUGCCAACGAGGCCCAUGUGGCGGGGAACCUCCGCACGCUCUCCGAGUUCUCCGUCCCCGAGAUCAACCGACGCCUCCGCAGCUACCUCAAGUUUAUCUUUGUGCGGGACCCCUUCGAGCGCCUGGUGUCGGCGUACCGCAACAAGUUCACUCGGAGCUACAACACGGCGUUCCACCGGCGCUACGGAACCAAGAUCAUCCGCCGGCACCGGCCUGAACCGGAUCCAGAGGAGAUUGAGAAAGGAAAUAACGUUUUAUUCCACGAGUUUGUCCAGUACCUCGUGGACCCCCGGACCCAGCGGGAGGAACCCUUUAACGAGCACUGGGAGCGGGUGCACUCGCUCUGCCACCCCUGCCUCAUCCACUACGACGUGGUGGGGAAGUACGAGACCCUGGAGCCUGACGCCCAGGCCGUGCUCAGCCUGGCCGGGGUGGAGGGAACGCUUCAGUUUCCCACGUCUGGGAAAAGCACCAGGACUGAUGGCAACAUGGCCGCACGCUACUUCAAGCACAUCAGCCCUUUCUACCAGAAGAAACUGUUCAACCUGUAUCGCAUGGACUUCCUGCUCUUCAACUACUCCACACCAGAGUACCUCAGGAUUUGAUGAGGGGGGGGGAUGAGAGCGUUGACAUCAGUCUGAUGGUUUUCCCUUCAGAGUUUCAGUUUGUGAUGAUCAUGUUGCACGUUUCGGUUGCCAUCUCUGCCCAGAGUAGUCCAUCACACGCUCUGGCUUGUCACUAAGACCCUCGGAAAGAAACAGCUGUGGAGAAAGACUCUGGUUUGGAACCAAAAGCAAAUGGAACCAAAAGACAGUUUGCCAAGCAUCUGUAACACUUGUCAUUUUGCUUUCUAGUGUGAAAGAGUGUAUUGUUCUGACGUUAAGCAGAACAAAGGGCAGACUGGAUCUUCCCAAAAUGUGUUAGAACUAUUCCAGGUGACACAAACAAGUCCUUUCUGAUGGGGAGGGGGGGGGCUUUAGGUUAAUUUAGAACCCAAUAUUUAUUUUGUAUUCAGUUCCUUGUGUUUCUCGCCUAGAAAUUGCUUCAUCAAAUUGAACAAACUUUUAUUUGACUUGUAUCUUUGUCUUCCUUCACCUGUGGAUGUGAGAUUUGAGAAUUCUGCCCCACCAGCACGCCCGGUGCCCACUACAGUGAAAUAUAUCCCGUGGCUUAUUCUUCUGAGAACCAAUGAGCCAUAAAUCAAAGUGACACUGUGGGAGGAGCAGGUUCUCCUCUGGUCGGGUGAAUGUGCUGACUGUGAACCUGAAUACAGCAGAUUCAUUCAAAGCAGUAGAAUAUCUCUGGAUGCCUUUUAUUUAUGUAUGUUGGUGCAUACAAGUAUUUAUUAUGUGUGUCAGUAAGGGCCUGUGAUAAAUUUAUUUGAUAUGAAAGAAGGGAUUCCUUUCUGCAUGGAAAGUUACUUGCUGUUUUUGCUUUUGCACAUGCCAAACAGAAAUCUUCCAGACAAUUCAAAAAGUGUCAUGUUGUUCUCCUCUGUGAGGUUCAACUCCAAAUCUAAAGCCAUUGCCUGGGCUAUCUAACAUGUGACACACAAUCGGGGACUCUAUCUUGAAAGUACAUCUGAAUCAUUUCCAGGAAAGCAGCCGUCUCUCCUUGAUUCCAGUCAAAGUGUGUUGCCAUCCCUCCUCUAUCACUGUCUGUAUUUACCUGUGGGCAGGUAGGCUGAACAAACAGCCACAUAGCUGUGGUGGGGCAGGGUCUGGCUCAGCGCGGCUCCUCUCAGAGCACCCCUUGUUAGCUCGUCCAGGGGUUAGGCCUCUCCACUGCAGGUUCUUGUUCAGCAGAGUGACAGAAUUGACAUUGGGGAGAACACAGAGGCUCGUGUAGGAAAAUGUUUAUUAAUGGCCUCUUCUGGGGAAUAUCAGUAAGUUGUCCCUUUUCAUACAGCCUUCAAAGAGGGGAUGUUAAACUUCAAAGUCAGCUCAUGGGGUGUUCUACUGCGUAUAGCCAUGUUUUGACAAGACAGAAAAAUGCAUGGAAUUUAAAAAAACGACAUCUUUACGAGUCUUUUUUAAAGUGACACGGUGUUAAAGGAGGGAAAUGGGUGGAAGCCCAUAAUAAUCUAUGUUGAAACUAGGAGUUAAAUCAUCUCCAAUGACCUGAUUUUAAUUGAAAAAGUUUAAUCUAUUGCAAUUUAAAAAGAUAUAUUUUU
Notothenia coriiceps (black rockcod) is the source of this 2491-nucleotide messenger RNA. Its product is annotated as carbohydrate sulfotransferase 11-like. Gene Ontology annotation, biological process: carbohydrate biosynthetic process; proteoglycan biosynthetic process. The record is from RefSeq and is a predicted model, not a curated record. NCBI's taxonomy places the organism in Eukaryota, Metazoa, Chordata, Actinopteri, Perciformes, Nototheniidae. The transcript has 3 exons. Gene Ontology annotation, cellular component: membrane. The annotation marks the transcript as partial. Gene Ontology annotation, molecular function: sulfotransferase activity.